Onthophagus taurus is the source of this 763-nucleotide messenger RNA. The record is from RefSeq and is a predicted model, not a curated record. NCBI's taxonomy places the organism in Eukaryota, Metazoa, Arthropoda, Insecta, Coleoptera, Scarabaeidae.
UAAUCAAAUAACUAUUUCAAAUUAUUAACUUUUAUUAUUUGUUAUUUUGGAAAUGGCAGAAAGAAAAAGCGUUUACUUUAGAGACGGUGUAAGUAGAGUUGAUUUUGUCCUGGUUCAAAGCAAGAUAAAAUCGGAAGCUUUACGAUUGCAAAAUUAUCGAUUUAUCGCCAAUUUAAGAAAAAUGGGAUUGUUGGUUGAGCGAGAAAAAGGAGUUAAAUACGAUGAUUUUAUUUUUAUCAAAUUGCAUACACCGGAUUAUGUUUUGAAACAAAUCGCGGAUAUUCAUGGUGUUGCUUUGACUUUUGAAAAGGAUCGAACGGUUCCACAUUAUAAUAAUAAUUGGUGGAUUUUUAAAACUCCUGUUACAAGGAAGAUUAACAUGCAAGAUCCUUUAUUUAGUAGAUGCUCCGAAUCUGUAAGAGGCGAACAAAAUAGUACAUACACAUCAUCAGAAAGAAUAAUGUUAACAUAUUUCGUUUUGGUUCGAACUGAGUAUGGAUCACUUCCCGAUGAAUACGGUUUAUUAAAUUUACUUGCCCAUAAAAAUUUUGAUGAUGCUUAUCCUUUACAUGACGGUAAAUGGCAAUGGGAUAAUUACGGGCCCUUAAACGAUCGACAAAUUUUGUGUAAAUUUUGGGCAAACUGGCGUCACUUUUACAAAGACCAACCAACCCAUUUGAUCUACAAGUACUAUGGGCCGGAAAUCGCUUUUCAUUACGCUUGGUUAGGUUAUUAUACAAUAAUGUUACUUCCGUCUUUUUAG